AUGAUGGCAUCCGUUGCGAUGAUGAUGCGCGCAGCUGCCGCGACGACGAUUCAGACGACGCCUUCGUAUUCUCAUUUGACCGCGAGAAAAACGAUGACUCCUUCUGCGAGAACGAGAAAGAAUCAUCGGAUGGACAACAACAACAACAACAACAGAAGAAGAAGAAGAGGCGAAUUACUACAAAUAGUGUCCGAAGGAACCGGACGAUUCAUCGUCGGUGGGAACUGGAAAUGUAACGGGACUCGCGAAAGCGUCAAAGCGUUAGUGGAGGCGUUGAAUAAAAACGUCCCAAACAUCGAGAAAAACUGCGAUAUUUAUUGCUGUCCCACAUUUUUGCACCUGCCGUACGUGAAGGACAACUUAAACGAGAGAUUUAACGUGUGCGCGCAAAACAGCUGGGUGGAGGCAGAUUUAGUCGAUCCAGAACACCACUACGACUCGACCACGGGUGCGUUCACCGGGGAGAUAUCCGCGGAGAUGUUGGAGGAUUUACAAGUGCCGUUCGUGUUGCUCGGGCACAGCGAGCGACGAACGCUUUUAGGCGAUACGGAUGAAAUCGUGGGGAAGAAGGUCGCGCACGCGAGGUAUCACGGGUUGAGCGUCGUCGUUUGCGUCGGCGAGACGCUGGAGGAGAGAGAAAACGGGACGACGUUUGAUGUGAUUUUUAAGCAGUUGAAAGCAGUCGCGAAGGAAAUCGACGACCGAGAACAUUCCAGUUGGGGGUCGUCCGUAGUCAUCGCGUACGAACCGAUUUGGGCGAUUGGUACCGGGAAAGUCGCGACGCCGGAGCAAGUGCAGGAGGUACAUUCGAAAAUUCGCAGCUGGUUGGCAGAAAAUGUCAGCGAAGACGUCGCGAAAGCGACGAGAAUUCAAUACGGCGGCUCGGUUAACGCGUCCAACUGCGCGGAUUUAGCCAAGUUGAGCGAUAUCGACGGGUUCUUGGUGGGAGGCGCGAGUUUGAACGGCGAUGAUUUUGCGGCUAUUUGCAACGCGAGUAGCGUCCAUUACAAAGCUGUGGGGAGAUAA
Bathycoccus prasinos is the source of this 1026-nucleotide messenger RNA. Its product is annotated as triosephosphate isomerase. NCBI's taxonomy places the organism in Eukaryota, Viridiplantae, Chlorophyta, Mamiellophyceae, Mamiellales, Bathycoccaceae. Gene Ontology annotation, biological process: glycolytic process; gluconeogenesis; glycerol catabolic process. Gene Ontology annotation, cellular component: cytosol. The coding region runs from base 1 to 1026 and encodes 341 amino acids. Gene Ontology annotation, molecular function: triose-phosphate isomerase activity. The record is from RefSeq and is a predicted model, not a curated record. The transcript has a single exon.